Anopheles funestus (African malaria mosquito) is the source of this 4806-nucleotide messenger RNA. RefSeq lists its product as uncharacterized. The transcript has 7 exons. NCBI's taxonomy places the organism in Eukaryota, Metazoa, Arthropoda, Insecta, Diptera, Culicidae. Bases 729 to 3770 code for a protein of 1013 amino acids. The record is from RefSeq and is a predicted model, not a curated record.
ACUAAGAACCGUAGUUACACUACUAAAGUUACACCACACGAAACAUUAAGCUUUUCCAUGCAGUGUAAACUCUGCCUAAUAUGCAAUAACGCACGUAACGCAUAGUAACGGUGCAAAGCUGUCAGUUGCAAAUGUUUACAAAUACGUCUGCACACAGCCGUAGCCACCGUAAACAGAGGUAGAAACAGGCGGAAAACAUACAUCCAAGUUUGUUCUUUUGUAAAGUGUAUUAUUCCGGUUUCCUGUUCCCGCUGUCGCUUUCGGAACCAAAAAAAACAUCCUAAAAAUGACAACCGAUUCCGUAUGAAUGGUACGGGAAGCAAACAAUUGCGCAACCGCGACGAAUGCCCGAAGUGUGAUGAACCAAAACACGACCAUCGAUGCAUUUUUCAGAGCCAGCAAGUUCAGUUCGGCCGUGUGCUUGCAAAGAUCCACAGUUACUUCGAAAGUGAACCUUGGCGUAGUUCAAGUUAAAGGUUGAGUGAUCGAAGAAAAAAAAGCCAGCCUCUGUUAAAAGCAUCCUUAAGUGACUUAUCGAAACGAAACGGUAAAGUGAAACAAGAUGGACGUUUGUAUCAGCGGCAGAUGAACAAACACACUUCCGCUGCUCGGGGUCGGGACGCGUGUGAAAAGAAACCUUUUGCCAAUUGAGUCUCGAUUGGUUUCGAUACUUGGUUGGUGAAAGCUAGAGACGUGCAACGUUGGACGACCAACGGCGAGCCUUCACGAUGUCGGCCGGUUCCGGUGGUCUCGGUGGGACAGCCUCGGCCCUGCUGAAAUCACCCCAAACGGCCCUACAGCUGCUGCUGGAGGAAAUCAACUUCCAGCGUACGAAGGAGAUGCGUCAGCUGCUGAAAGACGAUGGUGGAUUCGUCGUCCUGCAGGGCACUACCUACUGGACGGACCUGUUCGUGCGACACUUUCUCUUCCAAUCGGAACCGGAGCACAGUAUCGAUUGCGACGAUUUGCUGUUUUUCGUGCGCAAAAAACACAUCAAGGGUUCGUCCCGUGCCAUGCCGCGGUACGAAACGGAAAUCGAAGUCUUCCGGAAGGACUCGCGCAAACUGCCGAUCGGUGACCCGGACGUCGACUGGGAGGAGACGGUUUACCUCAACCUGGUGAUCCACCAGUUUAACUACACGCUCACACUGGCCAUCUGUACGCGCACCUCGCCGAAGGAGCUGCAGGUGUUGCGGCGCCACUCGCAGAAGGUGUACGCAUCGCCCAGCCGCCGAAAGAUGGACACCAAGGGUGAUAGUGAGGAGAUCACCUAUCCCCACAUCUGCUUCAUGGUGGAUAACUUUGACGAGGUGUUUCACGAUAUUUUGGUGCGUGACGGUGAGAUGGUUUGUGUCGAGCUGGUAGCUACCGAUCGGGACGGAAGCGUGCAGGGCGUUAUCUUCCUUGGCUCGAUUCGUUACGAUGCGCUGAAGAGGGUGUACGACGCAAGGCAAUCUAGUCUAGGCUCGAAGGUCGCACAACGAAUGUCCUUUGGACUGUUCAGUUCCGGUGGCCCACAGACACGCUGCGAGUUUGUACGUAUGAAAGGUCCACAGGGCAAAGGACACGCGGAAAUGGCAGUCACCAAACCGAAAGGGUCGGGUGUCGAAACACCUACCAGUGAGCCAGGGUUUUGUGCAACUGACAUGUGGGACUCGGAAUGGGAGGAAGACUGUGAGGAAUACUACAACUAUCGCCACCAACGACGACUCAGCGAUCCGAGCGCGAAUUUGAACAACUUUAGCCGUUACGGCUGGCGCACGAAAAAUCCGGGCGAUCCAGGCUCAUCUUACGGUGGUUCGAAGGCACGCUCCGAAAACGAAGGUCUCGACUGUCUAGCGAACGAGGUGUCCGAGAUCGAGGCGGGUGAUUUGCGUGACGAUCGUCCUGCUUCCUCGUCCGCCACCGUCUUGGACACGAAACGAUCGUCACCGGUCGAACAACAGCAGUGUGAUGGGCUGCUGCUGCUAAGCGACGCCAAACCUACCAACCUAGCCACCGAUCGGUGUGCCUUCAUGAAAACGUCCACCGGCGAAACCAAGGGUGGUGAUCCGCUGGCGGGACCGUCCGCGACGAAAGGUUCGACACAACCAGCGACAUCAACCAAGACGGGAUGUUGCAGUUGCUUUCGCGUACCGAGAAAGCGCUGGUCCGAUGUGGACUCUGUCCAGAUGUCGGAAAUGUACACGCCCUGUCCGGCGUGUGGUGGUAACGAGCGUGAAGAGACAAACCCUACCGAAACAGAACGCAAGCGACUGGAAUCACUUGAGCUACACGAUUCGCCGGCCUGUUUGGCGACGGUGUCAAAGGGUCGUUCGCCGCUGAUGAAACAUCGUAACGUACUGAUCGUGGAAAGUGAGCUGGAGUUUGCUGGCGGUGCUAAAGUGCGUACCGGUUCCUCCACUACUGAGAAAGGUACGACCAAGAAGAAACCACCGACAGAUGCUCUUAGUACGGUAAAACGACGAGAAAAUGGAUCGAAAGCAACGCAAAGCCCUAAAAAGCGUCUCAGCACACCCGUGUUUCGGACGAAGCGUAACAAUGGAGGCAGUGCUUCGGAAACUUCCGACACCACCGGCAAUAAAUCGAACGUCAAGGCAAAGGCCACCAAUGCGAUUAACAACAACACCGGACUGAACCGACGGUCCGCUCCACCAUCGACGGCUACCGAAGCGACGGAAGCGACCGAAGAGUACGAAAUAGCGGACGAUGCUGUUUCGCUGAACGGUGGCGUUGGAGAUCUAUUAUCUGGCCACAAUGAAGCUUCGGCAGCGGCACUGAUUGAUCCGAAGCAACGGAUUCGCGUAAACGGUCGUGAAGAAUUUCCCGCCGAACGUAGUAACAACGGCACAUCGAACGGAAAUGGAAACCACGGAGGCGACAAGCAACUGACGACUUCCGUUACGGUGGCCAACAUCAAGGAGCAUCGUGAACGACGUACCUCAAACAGUCGUUCUUCGGGCAAUGGUUCUACAACGAUCGGCAGUGGUGGUCGCUUUUCGCUGAUCUACCGGCGAAGCAAAUCUUCUUCAGCCACCCCAGCAGCGGUGGUAUCUAAAAAGGAGGAAAAGAAAACAAAAUCUACGACCGUACCCGUUGGUCGUAAAACAAGCGUAGCGGAUGGGAAGAAUUGCGAUGAAACUCCUGUCCAAACGGUAAUAAAACCUGCAGAAAAAGCAUCUCCACUGAAGCAAGAUCAUCCUCCGGAGCAGACGGUGCUUGAUCGGGAUAUUAACGGCAAUCCAGACGAGAACACUACUACGGCCGGAUUGGCGGACGAUCACGAAACGACUGAAGAGAGUGAACUAAGCAAUCGUGCAAUUUGGGCAGCACUGAAAGAAUUGCGUGCCAAGAAAGAAUGUUCGACGCUGCCGAAGGUGAAGAAACCGAGCUACAAUAGCUUUUACGCACGGCCAACCAUUCUUGGCAGCGAACGGGAAGGAACAAUACCGGCCGGAACUGCCGUGGCAGCAGCAACGACCAUUGUGAACACGAUCCCGAGUCGGCGUACACCGGAUGGCACUAACAUCUACUACCUGUGCGAUUACCAUCCGAAGCGUAACCAUCAUGGUGAAAAAGAGCUUGACGACGGUGCUUAUAAUCCGCUCUGGACGACUAAGGGAUUUACCCAAACGUUUCACUUCUGGAAGGAAAAUCGCCGCCAACAGUCGACGCCAUUGAACGCCUUUCUCACAUAUGUCACGUUACCAUGGUGGAGUAUAGCGAAAGAUCUUCUAGACCACCGGGAGCAACCGAUACUAACAUUCUAAGAAUACACGGAAUUGGAAGGAUAACAACAGUUUGCGACACACCUCAAGACCUCAUUACACUGCACUUAGUCUGAGAUGGAAUGAAACUGCCUAGGGAGAAAAUCGAUCAAAAACAAAAAAGGAAGAAAGGAUGAUGCUGAUGCUGUUCGCAUCAGCAUAAUGUUUAGAAUUAUUUUUGAGAUUUUAAUUCAGCAGAAUUAAUCGCCCAACCGCAUGGCGGCCUUUUGCAGGGUUUCUAAUCAAAGGCGGAAACCUUUUCUAUUAGUUGGGAAGAUGGUUUUAUUCGAUUGUAGAACACUUCAAGUACGAGUUGGUAGGAAUUUUCAGGACAUUAUCCCUAAACAAUGUCGGCAUAUUGAAUAGAAAUAUCCUUUAUUUGUUUGCUGGAUUAAUGUACAAUCAAAUAACUCUAUACCAUGCUUGCAAGUGUUCUAUUAUCAAAUUUAAAAAUCUUCCACUCGCUCAAAAUAUUUCAACGAAUGCGGAAACAGGAAGACACGUUAACUAUUAUUUGUGAUUCGAUUAAAGAAUGCAUUUUACAUUAAAUCGAUCUAUCAAUCUCUAGUCAACCAACGCGAAGAUAACGCGGCCCAACAUUCCGGCAAAGGCAAAUAUAUUUUGUGAUAAUACUAUAUGCAUCUUCUUCGGAACUCUUCAAUCGCAUCUAGCGAUCAACGGAGAAAAAAAUUUCAUGCUUGGUAAUCUCAUCACCCUAAUCAGGAGAAUAAAACAUUGUUUGAACAGGUUUAGCUAGGGAUUAAAAAAUACAUAGGAAUCUCAGAACUGCACGUAUGUACUUGCUUUUAAUGGAUUUUUUUUUUCUCAAACAAUUAGAUCUUAGAUUCCUCCGCCAGUAUGGAAUUGUUCUCUGGGAUGUAUAAAAAUGCGUUUAUUUUAUUUGAGUGCAAUUGUUUUUGGUGCAAUUAAAAAAACUAAUUUGUGAAAUUGUGAAGAAAAAAACGAACAUGGUUUGACGAAGUACAGCGAUGAACGAGUUUUGGGGUGAACAUAAAUAUAGAAAUAUUUGCAAAAAACA